Messenger RNA from Strongylocentrotus purpuratus (purple sea urchin), 2315 nucleotides. It is a transcript of the gene atg16l1, whose product is annotated as autophagy-related protein 16. The transcript has 15 exons. Lineage: Eukaryota; Metazoa; Echinodermata; Echinoidea; Camarodonta; Strongylocentrotidae. Gene Ontology annotation, biological process: autophagosome assembly. Gene Ontology annotation, molecular function: protein binding. Bases 45 to 1811 code for a protein of 588 amino acids. Gene Ontology annotation, cellular component: autophagosome membrane. The record is from RefSeq and is a predicted model, not a curated record.
UUGAUGGAAAAUCUCUCUUGUACAAAACCAAAAUUGGUCGGGAGAUGGCGCUAAAGAUCAACAUGGCGACUUCCAUGGACCCUUCGAUGUCAUGGAAAAAGACGAUACAAAUGCGGAUAAGAAGGAGAAACGAAAAAGAGAGCAUUCCAUUCAAAGCAUUGUUUGAAACACAUUUAAGACUUGCCAACCAGAUCGAGGCAUCCCGGUCGCAGAACGUCCAGCUCCAUGUCCAGGUGGAGCGGCUCCAGCAGGAGAACACGGAUCUCCAGUCCAAAGGACUCUCAAGUAGUCCCGGGCCAGUGGAGAACGUUGGUAAAGGCAGCGCUGCUUAUCGUCAGCUAGAACAGAAGUGCUUCAAGCUGAACGAGGAACUCACCGAUGUACAUCGAAAGAAAGGAGAGAAUGCCCAGCAACUGAUUGAUCUCACAGCCUUACUCAAAACAAAGGAGUCUGAGUUACAGAAGAAUGAAGAAAGUUUAAAUGAAGCCCUCAUCAGGGUCGGUGCGUAUGAAGAUGAAAUCAGGAACCUUGAAAUGGCAGUGCUAGAACUGAGGAAAACAAAUGAGGACUUACGAGACGAGUUACAGAACAUGACGCUGCUGUGCAGCAAGAAUGAAGAAUCCCUCUACAGACUGCAGGCGGAGAACGCGGAGCUGGUGACACGGGUGAUGGACGAGAAGGGGCGAGAUGCAGACAUUCUGAACAGCACCAACGCCAUCAUCCAGGAGGUCCUUAAUGACAAGAUGAAGAAGGCUCUGGAGGAAGCUGCUUCCGAGACACCCACCCCGAUGCCAGAGCCAAAAAGCAGCAUCGGUGAAGGCAGAAAAUUACUCAGGCCAGGCUCAAUGUCUGCAUCCACCCUAUCAAGGGCACCAAGCUUGCCACCCCCGGUCUCCUUCGUCAUGAGUGUGCCGGACAAAAAUAUAGCACAGUUUGAAGCGCAUGAUGGGGAGGUUCACACAGUCAAGUUCUGUCCUUCGGGGGCUUUCUUCGCCACUGGUGGUGCUGACAGAAAACUCAAGCUGUGGGAAUUCCUGAACAAUUCUUGUCAAAAUAGUGCUGUACUCUUCGGCAGCAACCUUGCGGUGACGUGUAUCGACUUCGACGAUCAGGAAAAUCUCAUUCUCGGGGCAGCCAACGACUGCACCAUCAGGAUAUGGGGAACACAUGAUCACAGGUUACGGCAAACAUUAACGGGUCAUAGCAAUAAAGUUUUAGCUGCAAAAUUCCUGAGCGAUCCCAACAAGUUUGUUUCCGGUAGCCACGACAGGACUCUCAAGAUCUGGGAUCUCAGGAGCAGAGCAUGUACCCGAACAAUGUUUGCAGGUUCCAUGUGCAACGAUCUUGUAACGAGUGAUGGAGCAGGAACCAACAUAAUCAGUGGUCACGUGGACAAGAAGAUCAGGUUCUGGGAUGCAAGAUCAAAUGCAAGAACGAAAGAGAUCCUACUCAACGGCAAGGUGACCUCUCUUGACCUUUCACCUGAUCGGCAAUCCUUAUUAGCGUGCACGAGAGAUGACGCGCUGAAGAUAGUGGAUCUUCGCACCAAUCAAGUUAUCACAUCUUGUAGUGCAGAAGGAUUCAAAGUGGCAUGCGACUACACCAGAGCGGCCUUCAGCCCCGACGGUGAAUACGUGACAGCAGGCUCACAAGACGGCUCAAUAUUCUACUGGAAGGCAAAGAACGGAGAAAUGGAGAAGCAGAUCAAGGACCACAAGGGACCAGUGAUAUGUGUGUCAUGGCAUCCAUCCUGCAGACAACUCAUCAGCUGUGAUAGGGCCAAGAAUGUCAUACUUUGGGCGGACUUUUGAUAGGACCAAGACCAGGUCCUGGAUCUGAGACAGGUCCAAGGCUGUCAUACUUUCAGUUAUAGCAAUUUGCCAUCGUUUACGAAAAUGAUAUUACACAAAGCUGAGACAGGUCUAAGACUGUCAUACUCUGGGCCUACUUUUGAUUGGAGCAAGUCCAGGUCCUGGAUCUGUGCCAAGUCCACUCACCAGGAUAAAGACAUUCUCCUGACCAAGCAACUACCAUUCAAAACUGAUUAUUAAAAAAUAUGAAAAGCUGCAACAGGUCCAAGAAAAUCGUAUUCUAGGCCAACUUCUGACAGGAAUUAGACCAGGUCCUGGAUCGGUGCGAUUUCAUCCCUGAUGGGUUAAACUCAUAUUUUAAAAGCCCUUCUACUUAGGAUUCAUGUAGCUGCUAUGGAAUGGUGCAACAAAAAAAACAUCGAAGGCCGUCGUUUGGUAUUUGCAAAUGAUGAAGCAAAAUGAUGUAUGUACGAAUUGAUUAUUUAUCUAACAUGGACUCUAUGU